Messenger RNA from Cinara cedri, 285 nucleotides. The record is from the annotation of a GenBank genome assembly. NCBI's taxonomy places the organism in Eukaryota, Metazoa, Arthropoda, Insecta, Hemiptera, Aphididae.
AUGGCACUUGUUGGCGCCAACUACUCGUUCAUAUACGUAAAUGUUGGCUGUCAGGGACGUAUUUCCGAUGGUUGUAUGUUCAAAAACACUGACUUAUGGAAAAGUUUGGUAAAUAAAUCACUAAAUCUACCUCAACCUAUAAAUUUACCUAGUAAAGAUAUUCCUAUACCAUACAUUAUUGUGGCUGAUGAUGCAUUUGGGUUCAGUGAGAAUAUACUAAAACCAUAUCCAGGACACCAUAUGAAAGUAAGUAAAGAAAGAAUUUUUAAUUAUCGAUUAAGCUGA